Molecule: messenger RNA, 390 nt
Organism: Yamadazyma jaroonii
Lineage: Eukaryota; Fungi; Ascomycota; Pichiomycetes; Serinales; Debaryomycetaceae
Source: the annotation of a GenBank genome assembly
AUGUUUACAUUUUUCUUUUAUUUAGCUCCUAUAGUAGCUGUAGUAUUAAUAUUAAUAAAUUAUUUAAUAUCUAAUGAAAACCCUUAUGUUGAAAAAAAUGGACCUUUUGAAUGUGGUUUCACAUCUUAUCAUCAAUCAAGAUCAGCAUUUAAUGUAUCAUUCAUAUUAAUAGCUAUAUUAUUCUUACCUUUUGAUUUAGAAAUAUCAUCUAUAUUACCUUAUGUUAUAAGUGCAUAUACUAAUGGUUUAUAUGGUUUAAUAAUAUUAAUUAUAUUCUUAUUACAAUUAGUUAUAGCUUUUGUUUAUGAAAUAAAUUUAGGUGCUUUAAAUUUAACUAGAAAUUAUACACCUAUAAUUAAACCUUUAAAACAUUAUUUAUAUAAAAAAUAA